CCCAACCCAACCUCUCCCGUAUUCCCCUUCUCCCCCUCCCCUCGCGCCGCCGCCCUCGAACCCUAAAACAAAACCCCCGAUAGAGCCACCGGAUAGAGCAUCAGCCAUGGCGGAGCACGACCUGACGGCGCGCAUGGCCGCGCAGAUGGACUGCCAUCUGGUGUUCCCGCUGCUGGAGUUCCUCCAGGAGCGCCAGCUCUACGCCGACGACCAGAUCCUGGAGGCCAAGAUCCGCCUCCUCAGCGGCACCAACAUGGUCGACUACGCCAUGGACAUCCACAAGUCGCUCCACGGAACCGACGACGUCCCCGCUGACAUGGUCGCCCGCCGCUCAGAGGUCGUCGCCAGGCUCAGGACCCUCGACGAGGCCGCAGCGCCGCUUGUAGGGUUCCUCUCCAACCCGCAGCUCGUCCAGGAGCUCAGGCCCGACAAGCAGUACAACAUCCACAUGCUCCAGGAACGCUAUCAGAUUGGACCUGACCAGAUUGAAGCUCUGUAUCAAUAUGCUAAAUUUCAGUUUGAGUGUGGGAACUACUCAGGAGCUGCUGAUUUCUUGUACCAGUAUCGUGCUUUGUGCACAAACAGUGAGAGGAGUUUGAGUGCGCUGUGGGGAAAGCUCGCUGCAGAGAUAUUGAUGCAGAACUGGGAUGUUGCACAGGAGGAGCUUAAUCGGUUGAAGGAGCUUAUUGAUUCAAAGAACUUCUCAUCACCUAUAAAUCAGCUCCACAGCAGAAUAUGGCUGAUGCAUUGGAGUCUCUUUAUCUUCUUUAACCAUGAAAAUGGAAGAAAUGGGAUCAUCGAUCUGUUCUUCCAGGACAGGUACUUGAAUGCAAUUCAGACAAACGCACCCCAUCUUCUGAGAUACCUUGCUGCUGCAGUUGUUGUGAACAAAAGGAGAAGGAAUAUGCUUAAAGAAUUGAUUAAAGUCAUUCAGCAGGAGCAGCAGUGCUACAAGGAUCCCAUAACUGAAUUCCUCGAAUGCUUGUAUGUGAACUAUGAUUUCGAUGGCGCACAACAGAAACUCAUUGAGUGCGAGCAGGUUAUAUUGAAUGAUCCCUUUCUGGGAAAGCGCAUUGAAGAAGGGAAUUUCAUCACUGUUCCCCUAAGAGACGAGUUCCUUGAAAAUGCUCGCCUGUUCAUUUUCGAGACUUACUGCCGUAUACAUCGGUGCAUAGAUAUUGGCAUGCUUGCGGAGAAGAUGAACAUGACCUACGACGAGGCGGAAUUAUGGAUAAUGAACUUGGUCAAGAGUUCAAAACUGGAUGCCAAGAUUGAUUCAGUGACAGGAACUCUUAUCAUGACGACCAAUCAUGUUAACGUCCAUGAGCAGAUCAUUGAGAACAUGAAGAACCUUAACGCCCGAACUUACAUGCUAGCAAAGAGCCUUGUGGAUCCAGGUCAUGCAGCAGCACAGCAGGCUGCCCGGUGAGACUAAAAGCAUCUGCAGUUUUGAGUCGGCAAGAAUUGUUUGGGAGCUUGGUUCUUCGGCUGCGCCUUUGUUGUUAGUACUUGAAUCACACAGACGGUGAUCUGCAAUUUGCUAUAGCUUAUGCUGACGUUUAUAAUGUUUUGUACUCGGAAUUCUGUUACUCAAGUUAAUUGUUUAUUUAGUAUUGCAAUCACUCAUACCUGAUUGUCACGGUA
Molecule: messenger RNA, 1644 nt
Organism: Brachypodium distachyon (stiff brome)
Lineage: Eukaryota; Viridiplantae; Streptophyta; Magnoliopsida; Poales; Poaceae
Product: eukaryotic translation initiation factor 3 subunit E
Exons: 7
Coding region: 107-1429 (440 amino acids)
Biological process (GO): translational initiation
Cellular component (GO): cytoplasm; eukaryotic translation initiation factor 3 complex; nucleus
Molecular function (GO): protein binding; translation initiation factor activity
Source: RefSeq, a predicted model, not a curated record